CUGGUCUUUCAUCCUACCAGUGCUAGCUCCUGUUGUAACAGCUCUUUCAUCUAAUAAGUGCUCUAUCGACAUGUUCUCUGUUCGCGCCUUCCUCCUCGUGAUCACCGUCACUCUCUUUGCCAUGCUUGUUAGUGGCUGCACCCAUCCCAGACGAGACCAUCGCGAAGAAGUCCUUGAAGCAGCUUGUCAUGAAGCGUGGCGAAGGGCCUACUCCCGUCAGACGGGCCGAUGAACACAAGCCUUCUCACUGGGCUCGUGCGGAGGUCGGCAAGAGAGCUGUGAACGCCUGAUCAAUAGAUCGCCCCCUCCUGUAUAAUUACCAUCCCCAUCCCUGUUUUCAUGUUAGGAAUAUGCAAGGACGUCCUAGUGGUGUUGCCAGCAUUGUUUUGUUCUCUCCCGUUCAUAUAUGAAUGAAUUUUGUGUAUCUAUUGUGUAGCUUUGACAGGUAUAGUGUUGUCUUCUCAGAAAUUCGUGCCUAGACUGUAGAUCCCGCGCGGCCUGACUUAAAAAUAAGCUUGACAGAGCGGUACCGGGAACUUUUG
Molecule: messenger RNA, 542 nt
Organism: Desarmillaria tabescens
Lineage: Eukaryota; Fungi; Basidiomycota; Agaricomycetes; Agaricales; Physalacriaceae
Exons: 4
Coding region: 71-232 (53 amino acids)
Source: RefSeq, a predicted model, not a curated record